Melanotaenia boesemani (Boeseman's rainbowfish) is the source of this 2431-nucleotide messenger RNA. RefSeq names its product chromosome 10 C12orf29 homolog (gene rlig1). The record is from RefSeq and is a predicted model, not a curated record. Gene Ontology annotation, biological process: response to reactive oxygen species. The transcript is spliced from 7 exons. Gene Ontology annotation, molecular function: RNA ligase (ATP) activity. NCBI's taxonomy places the organism in Eukaryota, Metazoa, Chordata, Actinopteri, Atheriniformes, Melanotaeniidae. The coding region runs from base 132 to 1106 and encodes 324 amino acids.
UCCAAAGAAGACUCGCAUCAUAAAAACUGUACAUCCAUGCUAACACAUUGCCCGCUGUUUAAAAUUUUCUCCUCGGUGUUAAUUUUAUGUGUUAUCAGAGUAAACAAGACAGCAGCUGUUAAAGACUGAAAAUGCGCCGCCUGGGCUCCGUUCAGCAGAAGAUACCGUGUGUUUUUCUAACCGACGUGAGGGAAGAACAGUCCAGAAAACGGGACUGUCAGCAAUUUCAAGUGAUUGCCACAGAAAAUGUGAAUCCUCUCGCUCUGGAAGCCAACAUAUAUUGUUCACUUGCCACAGAAAAACUGGAUGGUACCUGCUGCUAUGUUUCACCAUAUGGAGGUCAACCUUACCUCUGGGCUAGACUUGAUAGGAAACCUAACAAACAGACAGAGAAGAGGUUCAAGAAGCAUCAGUAUUCUCACAAGAGCUGUAAAGGUUUCACAUGGAACCCGGAGGAAGAUUUUAAAACGGUGCCUGAGGCGUGGAUCCCCGCUCACAAAGUCAAACAUCACAACGACCAUCCGAUGCCAGAUGAGCAUGGACAUAUUCCAGGCUGGAUUCCAGUGGAGAAGAGCAACAAGCAGUACUGUUGGCACUCCUCUGUUGUGGAUUACAAAGCUGGAGCGGCUCUUGUUCUCAGGCCCUGCUCUGAUGAUGAAGACAUGUUAGAAAUCACAGCGGUACCGUUGGCUGACCUCCAGGAACAAACGCUGGAACUCAUCGGAACCAACAUCAAUGGAAACCCUUAUGGACUGGGGAAUAAGAAGCAGCCUGUUCACUGCCUGGUGCCACAUGGGAGCAUUCCCAUCAGAAACCCUCCACCUGUGGACUUCCAGCAGCUCUGUUCCUGGUUCCAAGAGAAUCCAGAGGGCCGAGUUGAGGGCAUCGUGUGGCACUGCAAUGACGGGACUCUUGUUAAAGUUCAUCGUCAUCACCUGGGACUGAGGUGGCCGGAUGGGUACACCCACCUUGCUGACAGGCCUGUAGUCAUUCGUGUUGAUGGGAUGGUCGAUGUUUACGACAACAGGCAGGGCCUGUUUGCAUCCCUCUUCACUUUAAAUGGACACAGCUUCAGCCGGCUCCAGGACGUGCAGUUUGAGCCGUAAAAACAAGCGUCGAUGACUCGGCUCCUUGUCUUUACAGCUGCCAGAUAACUUCUCAUCCUUUAAAACUUUUAACAUCUGAAAGUCUUAAUAAGAGUCAAGAUUGUUGCACCAAAGCGUAAAAGUGAGGUGCAUAAAAGCCUGACGACAGUUUUCAGAAAUGUGUACAGCUUACAUGUGAAGGAUACAAAUGAUAUACUGUAAAUAGUGUACAUUCAGCUCUCGGUGUGUGAAGAGAAUAAAUUAAGUUUUCAAUAAUUUAAAUCAUUAAAAUGACAAGUUUUUUUUAUUGGCAAAAUAGAAAGCUUAUAAAUAUGCUACAUAAUAAAAUUACAUUACAAAUCUAAAGCUUAAUAUUAACAUAGUAAUAAAAACAAUCUGGGGGGAAAAAGGACACCACUGCUAAAAGGUUAACUUUUGCACUUUUUUCAAAUAGUAAAAAUCUAAGUAACAUUACAAACCACAUUGGUGUGCCUCUGAAAGUUUCAACAGUAGUUUAGACUGUUGUCGGUCCAGUAAAAGACACAGUAACUCUGAGUUAACUGACGGACACGCUGGGCAUUUCAGCCUUUACACCAAAGCGAUCACACACCUUCUUCAGCUGCUCCUCCAGCAGGAUGUUCUUCUUCACCUCUAAAUCGUAGUUGUACUUCAAGUCCUCAAGUUCUUCAAAAAAUGUCGGGUCAAAGUUCUCCAGCUCCUUCUUCAGCUUUCUGACCUCCACCUGAAGUUUGCUUUUCUCCCUUUCUGCAGCCUGCAGGAGGUUUGCAAGUUUCCCGUGAUCUGAGAGUCAUCAGAGAUAUUCAGUAGUUUGUAAAUUAAACAUAAAAAUAAAGUCAUAUUGAGCAGUUUCAUUCAAAUGAAACUCUGUUAAUGGACCACAUAAUGCACACAGAGACCAAAACGAUUGUGUGUGUAUAGCUUAAAACCCUUUUAAUGUGAAUAUGACUUAAAAAAAAAACACCUAAAUCUGCCACAGCUUCUUGUCUGAGAAACACCAGUGUGCAGUGAAGUCUCACCCAGUUUCGAGGAUGCUUCGCCGUAUCGCUCGGCGUACUCGUUGAGCUUCUGCGUCAGUUCAGCGUUCUGCUUCUCCAGCUCUGUGUUCGCCGUCCUGCAUUCACACAACAGUCAUAUCGGUGGCAUCGUCCACGCCAAGCAAGUCCGAUCAGACUGGAAACUAAUUCUAGUUUUGGAUCUGUCAGACUCUGAAUGUGUGACGCUCUAUUCUACUGUGAAAGUCGGUGUGGUUUACAAAUAAACUGUGAAACAACAAUUUCUUCUCCAGCCGCUGCAGUGUGUCAUUACAACUCAAAAAUCACUGUACC